GGAGCGAUUCAUGUUUCCCCUAAGGCUGCCUCUCAUUAGCAUGAACCAGGGGGAAGGGCAUAAAAGACUCCAGUUCAUUUAGAGUCUGGAAAAGGUUUCCUUCAACAUGACAACCAAAGCAUUCUGGCUCCUCUGUUUUGUCAUGGGACCAUCGUCCAACUUGGUGGCAGGAUACCUGCCCUAUAUCGGAAAACCCAUUCGAGCACUCAGCAAGGAUGGGUACAGUGCAGCAGACUCCACACCACGCCAAGCUAAGUUCCCAUUUAGAGGCAGCAGUGGUGGUGAAGAGAAUCAAACAGAGCAUUGGUUGCUGUCUCCAGCUAACCUCCAGUGGCCAAAAGCUGCUGACAUCCUCUCCGUCUCACCAGACAAAAAGAAAAAGGCCAAAACCUCAGUGGAAAACAAUACGGGGCUGAGGAAAGAGCUUCACCAGGAUGGCAGGGUCCUGGCUUCCGAGAGCCACAUGGAGGGACCUCCUUCUGCUUCCUUUGACUUCAAUCAUGCAAACAGAAUGCAUGCAGAUAGGUUUCAAUCCGAGGCAGCGAACAGCAUCUCAGCACACUUCCACCAUAGAGCAUUUUCCCAUUAUAAAGGCAGAUCCUUGACUUUAGCUGAGAUGCAUCCUUUCCAAGACACAGGGGCAGUUGAGACAGAAGAUCCCAAUAUGGUGGAUCACCUUAACCGACCUGGCAAGAUGAAUCCCUACAAACAGCAUGACCCUAUAAGAAACGUCAGCAAGCCCUCCUGGGUCACCAACCGCCAGUCAUCUAGCCUGUUGUAUCACUUCAACGUGCUGAGAAAAGUUCUAGAUGCUGACAACAAGGAGAAGGUGUGCCUGACGGAGUGCAGGAGGGAGAGGGAUGAAGCAGAGGCUUUCUGUGUGAGUGAAUUUGCAGUGAAUGGGAUUGUUCAUGAUGUGGAAACACUGGAGAAAGGAGUCCACCUUGUUACACUCUUGGUAAAUAGCGACGGAUUAUACAAGAUGAGUCGCCUGUAUAUCACCCCCGAUGGCUUCUUCUUCCGAGUUCACAUUCUCAUUGUGGAUGCUUUAAACUGCAGUAAACCAUGUCCAGAUUUUAAACUUGGAAGUAGAUAUAUUGUGAUGGGUCAGAUCUACCACAAGAGACGGCAGCUACCUGCACCUCUGCUGCAGUUCCUGAGAGGGCGUCUGCGGCCAGGAGAUGGGCUGCUAAGGAGCGGCAGCAACUAUGUAAAAAGAUUCAACAGGAAGAGGGAUCGUAAAGUUCAAGGGGCAGCUCACACCAAGUGUAGAUGAGGCUACAGUCCUAACUGCUUUACUAGGGCGUAAGCAGCACUGGCAGUCAGCUAGCAGAACAAAACUGGACUCUACUUUAAUUGAGUCUGACCUUCCUUCCAUAGUAAGAAUCCUUUGAGUGACUAUAGCUCAGCUCUUGCUUAAUUCUGUCUCCAGUACUGAUGAACACCUGAUGUCUUAUAUGGUUUAUAAAACAAUGUUUCUUUCAAAGGUUCUGAUUAUAUCCAGAUACUAAUAUAGUGUGCAAAAAAAGAAAAAUACAGCCUAGAAAUCAAACCUAUUCACUGACUGUAGAGAACACAAGCUGCUUAGUGGAUUUCUCUUUAAAUAUGGUUCCAAAGUAAUAGGUUAUCCUUUUUGUAAUACACAAUUUAAAUCCUAAUAUUUUGAUUAUUUUUAGAGCUAAAUUCUUUUAUCAGGAGUAACUGGAGUCACUCUGGAGUUACACCAUUUAACUGAAAACAGCUGUCUCUUAUUGCUUAGAUUAAUAUUCAAAAUGGUGUAUUUCAUAGUAUUAAAGUUCUCAGUGCAAUGAGAUUUAAAAAAAGAGCAUUCAAACCCUAAAUCUGUAAUGUGUUGCAUGAUCAUUUGUAGCUCAAAGGCUGCACAGCAUAAAUAUGUAGACAUUUGUUUUGAAACACUAUCAAAGGAUUUAUCAAACUAAGCAUUCUGACAAAAUAACAUUUUUGCAGCACUUUGGUUUCCUCAAAGUACAUAAUACUGUUUAAAACUAUCAAAACAAUAUAUAAUUAUACCAAUUUUUGUCAAAUAUAAAGGACCAGAUUUUUCUGGUCAUUUAGAAACAUGUUCAAAAUACAUAUGCCACAGCACACCUUAUUGGAGCUUACACGUAUGUUCGGAGAUUGAUCCAUUUAUAGAUUCCAAGGCUAGAUGGCAUACUUGUGAUAAUUUAAUUUGACCUCCUGCAUAACACAAGCCAUACAACUUCCCCAAAAUAAUUCCUAAAGCUUUUUCUAAAACAUCCAUUCUUGAUUUUAAACUUGUCAGUGAUGGAGAAUCCACCAUGACCCUUGGUAAAUUAUUCCAAUGUUUAAUUACCCUUUUAAAAAUUUAUGCCUUAUUUCAUUAAUUGAAUACAAAUCAUGCACAAAUAGCCAAUUAGUAUGUGUAUCGUUACCUAUUUGCAUGUACAAAUUAUGGUACCGAGGCAUGCAAAUCAGUCAUGCAAUUGCAUACACAUUUUGCAAGCCUAAUUACUCUUCUGGAAUGGAUGUUCAACCCUGAAACUAUUGAGUGUGUGUAUUUGGUAUAAUUUUUCUAUAAAGACAAGUGUAUAAGGUUUAUAUCUGCAAAACA
Mauremys mutica (yellowpond turtle) is the source of this 2593-nucleotide messenger RNA. RefSeq names its product chromosome 12 C17orf58 homolog (gene C12H17orf58). Lineage: Eukaryota; Metazoa; Chordata; Testudines; Geoemydidae. The record is from RefSeq and is a predicted model, not a curated record. Gene Ontology annotation, molecular function: protein binding. The transcript is spliced from 5 exons. Bases 107 to 1276 code for a protein of 389 amino acids.